CAGUCAUUGAAGAGGAUUUGUGCAGUAUAGAUGAAAUUCAAUACGCCAAUUAUAUGGUGCUCGGCAAAUUAAUCGGUCAUUGCAAAUUUUUUGGUACCUGUUUUCUUGCAACUAAGGGACUAGAGACGAGUGAUACUCAUUAUUUUAUUUAUGAACGCUUGUUCUCUAGCUAACUCUUGAGGGAUGACAUAUACAAAUCAGUCGACCAUGUUUCCCUGUUUGUUAUCUCAUAUAACGUCGGUCAAUGUCCAUUGAUGGCUUGGCGGCAAACUGUGUUUUAAAUUCCUUAAAGUGGUAUAACUAUGGGAAACGGCAACACAACACCAGUAGGAACUGUUCGGAGAGUGAUACAAGCAAAUAAGAAGUUUAGAGCGAAACUUGAAUUGUGGGAGAAUGACCGCAACCAACGGGAACCGUGGAAAUCGAUUCUCCAAAACGGUCCUUCCGUUGUUUACGAGAAACGGAAACAAGUGAUACAAGCACAAGACGAGAGAUCGAUAAACGAUUUUAACUCUCUUCUAGAAGGAAAAGUUCUCUCAGAUUCAGCAUGGACUCUGCCGACGAAGGAAAUUGCCGUGUUUUUGAGCUCGACGUUCACGGAUAUGUCAGUGGAGAGAGAUUUACUGAUGGAGGAUGUUUAUCCGUAUCUACGCGAAUUUUGUCGACGGCUUGGUUAUAAUUUUAGUGUGGCUGACAUGAGGUGGGGAGUGCGGGACGAAAUGACAGACGAACAUCAAGCAGUGGACAUCUGCGUGACGGAAGUACAGCGAUGCAAGUUAGUAUAUCAUUCUAUCAUUAAGUAGCAAUCCUGUCAAGAUAGAUGUCCUCGGAGUUUUAAUGAAGGAUCAUUAAGAAACAAGUAGUUCAUGUUAGGCUCCAUGAGUCGGACUUGCCUACAGAAGGUAUACGGAAGGGGUACCUUUUCUCUGAAAAAUGACAUAUAUAAGGUAAAAGGUUGAACCUCGUGGUUGUUGGCACCCCCGGACGUCCGAGCUUUUAACAAAAGCAUUGGUCUAUUUAUAACGACGAAAUUCUUUAUAGAAAUUUCUGACAUUUUGCAGAUGCAACCUUAAAGUGAUCUAACUGUAGACCAACCGAUUUCAAUUUGCAAUGAGAUCGCCCCAUGUAAGGACUCCAAGACAGUCAUGUAUUCUGGAUUCCACGCCGUGGAUUCCGGAUUACAAGUACUAGAUUCCAGUCUUUGUCAGUGGGAUACUGGGAUACUGGUCGAUACUGGAUUCUAUAUAAUCGUUAGUGGGAUUCCGGAUUCCAAAGGCCAGGAUCCCGGGAUUCCACUGGCAAAAUUUCCCGGUUUCAGGAAUCCCGAUUCCCUAACAUGGGGCAAAAGAGAUGUUUAGCCACGAACUGUGGCAUACACACUGGUUAUGACCCCCUGAACGUGACUUAAGAAUAAAAUCUCUGAAGCGAUCGAUCCCGGAGAGGUAAAACUAUAAGAGGGAACCGUCUUUUUGGCUGUACUGAAAAUAAUAUGCUACCUGUCUCCAACCUUGUCCACCCAAAAAAAAAAAAAAAUAAAUAAAUAAAUAAAUAGAUAAACGGAAACAAGUGCUACAAGAGUGUGUCUCAAAUAUAGUUUUCAGAUGAUGAACCCCAUUUUAUGUAGCGUGCGAUGCUGUCCAUUUCAAGUGUCGUGUUAGGGGAGCCGCGCGAGAUAGCGUCAUCUUCAUCCUUUCACGUACUGCGCUUGACUCUCUUGGUAACGAGGAUCCAAAUGGAGAGCUUGCUCGCAGGCUAUAUCUAAUUUUGUCCGAGUCCUGUUGAUAUCCAUAUAAUUAUUUGUCAGAAAUGAGUCCGUUGGACCGUAUAUGGUUUGCAUUAUUGGCGACAAGUACGGCUUCAGACCAGUUCCUGUUACAAUGGAUAAAAACAUCUUUGAAAUGCUGUUGGGAAGCGUCAAGAGUAAUCCUGGGGGCAAACGCGCUGCCGAGCUUCUUGUUCAAUGGUACAAACUAGAUGAAAACAGUAUACCGGCAGCUUAUGUCCUACAGCCAGUGUCAAAGUUUUAUCCGCAUGCGUAUAAACACCACGCAAACGAUGCUGAUGAAAAGAAAGAAAAAGAGGAAAGGCAGCAAUGGUGGCAAACACUGGAAACAAUGGCAGAAGCUCUGAGGAAGGCUGCGAGUCAGAUCGAUUUUACAGCUUUUCCUUUAAGCGAGAUGACCGAGGAGGACUUCAAGAUUUCUGUGACCGAGACGGAGAUAACAACUGGAAUGAACGGAGAGGGUGUAGACCCAAAAUACAUGAUUUUAUUUAUUCGGUCCCUUAAAGAACUACAUGAAAUGGACCUCAAUAACAAUAAAUUUACAAAGCGUUUUGUAGACAAGGGAAAUGCAAGUGAAGCAGUUAGUACAAAAACUUUGUUGCAGAGUCUCAAAAGUAAAUGCCAAGAGGUAAUACCUGAAGACAAUAUAUGUAGGUUAGUGAUCAUAGUAAAAUUAACCAUGAUUUUGCAAUUUUUUUUGAGCCACGGUACUUUUUAACUUGUAAAGAAUGGUUCAAAUUGCCCGCUGCUACAAUCAUGGACAAAAGUCCUUGGGACAGUCAGAACGUAACUUCAAUUUUAUACGUUUAGCAAGUUAUGUCGCAAAAGCAGUGCUGCCUUUUUACAAAUCCAUGUCCCCUCGCCUCUCCCCACCCAAAACAAUGUUGAAAGAGCAAAGGAAUUGUGCUUUGACUUGCUUUGAAUUGUGCAUGCUUUGAAUUGUGCUCUGUGGGGUGGGGGAAGGGGAUAGGGACGUACAGUGUUAGCAGCGCCCGGAUACAAUUUCGCGUGUGUUAAAAAGCGUUCGAACUGUACAACUGUCCCAAGAAUUUUCUCCAUGAUUGUAGUAGAGGUCUCUCAUGAGGGGCGAGACGUACCGAAAAAUGAGAGUGACUGUGUUUGAUGGAUUAAAGUCAGAAAAAAAAAUUCCGGAAAACCUGGUUGGAAAGUAAAUGGAACACGACUUUUUGGGUCAAUCCAGCGGAAAAUUUCCUGGAGCAAAGGAACGUCUGAAAAGAUAGUUCUGUUUUUCUGGACGGAAUGUUUCAAAAGGUAAUUCGUGUUCCAUUUCUUUUAAGCCAUGUUACCAGUUUAUGCCUUCGCUGCAAUGGUAAGCAUGCAACACUCUUUUCUCUCGCCUUGGUUGAGGUGACCUAUUCUAUUGUAGCAAGGAUCGGGUUCAAAAGUCCGACCUCACAUGUCAAAUACCUAAUGCAUGCCUGUUGGUCACGUUGUUUUCGCUCAUUAAGCCCCUGUGCAAACGGACGCAACAUUGUCGGAUGUUAAGUGUUGUGUUCGUUUAAUUUGCACACCCUGUUGCAUGUUGUUGCACAAAGUUUGGAACCGGUCACACUUUUAGCUACGCGUACGUACAAACGGACGCAACAACUCCCAACAUUGUUGGGGGUUGUUGCGUCCGUUUGCACGUGGGGGUUUAGGAUGCGUUUUGUCACAUGCAAGUAACAAGCUAAACUGAGUCGAAGUAUGAAUAUGACAUAAUAAGAGCACUAUGAUCUUGCAUCGGGAAAACUUCAUUAACGUUUACGUGAAAAAUUCAUUGAAUGUACGAUUUUAAAUGAAAAUGACUUAGAAUUAGAAUUGAUAUUUUAAGAGUCAUUUUAUAACAAGAUCGAAGUUCAUUUUAUAUAUUUUGUGAACUCAGAUAUAGCCUCGAGUUUCAGCUUACCCAGGAUGGUCAUAUUAACCCGUUCAAGAACAAAGAGGAAAUAAAGAAUUUUUGCGAUCAAUUCUGCCAGAAAAUGAUUGAUGGCAUUCAAGAAGGUAAAGUAUUGUCUUGUUUCUUAGUUUAUAUACCUAUAAUAACCAGAAAAAAAUGGUGGUAGUUUUUGUUUUACAAAAGUUGCCAGCGAGAGUCAGUCAUAUCACACUGGUCAUUAAAAAGCUGGAUUGGCGCGAAAACGUUCAUUUUUCUUUACAAUUUGCUUACAUUAAGUAAAAGCAAUCAUUCUCUCUUGGUAAGAGAAACCGUUCAAUUCCAAACACCAUAUAAUUUUCCAAAAAAAAAAAGACCAGUGGGGCUCUAAAAGAGAUAGAACAAAUUCAACAGCAAACUCUCAGGACACAGGUAAAUUAAAAUUCAAAAUUUAAGCUAAGCUAAUUGAUUUUUUUUAACUCCUUCCAAAAUCAAGUUUUGUCUUGUGGCAAUAAUUUUUCUAGUUUGAAAGAAAUGGUUAGUUGUAAAGUUGUGAAAGUUUGGAUAGGAUAUUGUCUUUUAUCAAGAAAUAGCUUAAAAGGCCGCUACGCAAUCGCCUAAUUCUAAUGUGUCAGCCAUAGUAAUCCAAUACCUGGAAGGGUUUUAACAGUCUGUGUCAUGAUUUUCUGGUUCAUUUUGUUGAUAAUGCCAAUUACACGUCCUUAAUCGCUAUCGAACUUGAGAAAUUACUUGGGAAUGGCAAAAUAGACCUGUGCAGCCGGUGUUUUAUUCAGUCUCUCAUGAUUAGUUUGAGCACAACUAUCGCAACCAAAUGCGCCAUCUUACUUCUCGGUUUUGAUCAUCAACUCGGAGGCAACUCUUGUUUCUAGCCCCCCUUGAUCACCUCCUUUCGCUUUCCCAACAGUCACGGGCUGCUAUCCUCACUUUGUCCCUUUGCCAAAUCUAAAUGACUAAAUUCGAGAGCAGGACGAAUGGAGGACCGAUAUCGGAGCCGCCAUUUAUUACACAUGCACGAAUAGAAAAUGUACUUCUCCAUCGGAAUCUAUUCGUGUCCAAUGGAUCCUACCCCCAUGGCCACCUCCGAGAAAUAAUAUAAAGUCUGAGGAACGAGACCGUGCUCACAAAGCCGUCAUGCUAGCCUGCGAGCAAGCUCUCCUAUUUCGGCGAGCGAGGCGAGUCUCGCGAGAACGCACGAGAGAGCGGCGAAGCCGCGAGGGGCGGAGGAAAGGCCCCCCCGCUGGCGCGUUAUCGCGAGACUCGCUUCGCUCGCCCAAAUAGGACAGCUUGCUCGCAGGCUACGUCAUACCACUUGUGGCGUCGCGAAAUGAUGGCUGUUUACUCACGCCAACCCUUACGCAGUUACCUCACGGUGCUUAGCUUUUGUUCAAGGCUAUCUUGCAAGGGAAUCCAAAGGUUUAAAUAGAGAUUUGGUCUCUCACAUGCGCUUGUUUCAUUUAAAGCUGUUGCCAAUCAUCAGAUAAUUGAUGACCCUUUAUAUGUCGAAGUUCUUCACCAUACAAUGGUCACAAAGAAGAGAACAGAAGCAUUUGUAGGCAGAAAGCAACUAUUACAAAAGGUAAUACGGGCAUUUCAAAUAGGACCAAUAUUAAGUAAUUUAAUUGGGACACGAUUUUUGCUUUGUAGGAAGUUUUCAGAUCACCAAGAACCAGAGUACACAGCUGUAAACAGAGAUAUUAAGUUAAAAUUUUAGGUAACUAGGGGAAGGAUUUUCUGGGAAAGAAUAUGGACCUCAAAAAACUUAGAUUCAAACCUGGGGUUGAAGUUACCAAUAGAGAUUUCAAGAAAAGCAACGGAAACGUGGAAGUUUGUUGUUUCGCAGCUUGAUGCCGGAACGAUUUUGUCUUACACAAGGACUUUUAACUACGAAAGGUAGAGAGAGGGGUACCACCUGUAAUGGCCAAUACGGGGAGGCCCCGGAGGGGUGGGGGUGGUGGUGGGUUCCAUUUUCAAGCUUCAGGAGUAAUACAAGGGUAGGGAUCUCACUAAAUGAAGUAUGCGAACGAAAGGGUAGGGAAAUCUGUCAUUUUAGUGUGUUAAAGGACCUAAAGGGCUACGAGACGCAUUUUAUGGAUGUGAAAAAGCCAAGACAACUUCUUGGUUUCUUGAUUUAUUCAUAUGUAUAGGACAAUACAUUUAAAGCAGCGUUUAAGUUCUAAACUAGGCAUUUGAAAGGAGUACCAUAUUUUCGCAAUGGAAGAUACACAAAAGGGGAACCUUUUCUGUCCAAAAAAAUGGUUGGAUAAACGGGUAAGGAGUUGGACCUGGGACGGAACCUCUCUGAGAGUGAAACUUUUGUUACCUUCCCUUCCCCUCUCCCGGAAUGAAGAAAAAGAAAAAAAAACUUUCGGCUCCAUCAAUGCUUAAAAAGCUGCUCCUUGAGUAAAUAUACAUAAACUGCGACAAAAAUAAAAAAUGAGUUUUCGUCUAAGUGUUGUGUUAAAAAAAGCGUAUUAAUUGUAUUUCACGAACUAUCUUACUUCUUUUUAUGAAUGCACUUUUUAGAUUGAGCACUACCUCAGACUGGAUAAUGGUGGAAAGGUAACCAGUUAUUUGUGUCUGUGUUCAAUCCAACAAAUAAUACCAAAAAAACUUUCACGUCAAAUGAAAAGUAUUUAUUAAACGCAAAAUCGAAACAAACGCUGAAAUGCCAAACAAUCAUGCUCUUUUGUUUUGUGCUCCUAUUCCUUAAUCUUCUAAAGUAGACAGUGACUGAAAUGUUUUCAGGCUAGUUUAAUUUUGGCCCAAAAUUAUUUUUGGAGCUUAGACCACACCUCAGUAUUUAUAAAAAGUCACCGUCUUAAUUAGCAAGUAAGAAAUCAAUGAUAACGUCUCUUCAUUUUAAUUUCGCAAUAUUUUAAUCUCUGGAAACGUACAGUGUAAACGUACGAUUUAAUUCGGAGUCAGUGACCCCAUUAUUAUGAUAAUUAAUAUCUGAUUUUUUCACCAGCCUUUUAUCGUCUAUGGCGUAUCAGGCUGUGGUAAAACUUCUAUCCUGGCCAAAGCUUUUACUGCGUCUCUUGAAACCUGGAAUGGAGUCUACACAGGAAGGUAAGCUUGGCAACUUCAAUAUAAAAUCUUUUACGAUGAAACUGUGAAAGAUAAGUCUGAAAUUAUUGCUUAAAAUUUAUAUUUGAAAACUAUUAUAGGGAAGGGAGAGGCAACCUGUUACGGACUUUCUGACAUGCGUACUUUGGUCUUUAUUCGCCAUAUGCUUUGUGCAGUCACGUUACUAUCGCAACCCUCCCUUUUCCGUCACUAUGGUAGCAUGUUACUCUUCUACUUUCAGUAAAUUUGUCUACAUUGCAUCAGUUUGGCUAAUGUUAUUGAAUGAAAGGGGCCAUAGGAGCUGCCCCUACCUGUUUACCCUAAACUUGCCUGUCUCCUCCAAGCAGAGGGCCCAGCUUAAAAGAAAAAUGAUUAAGAGGGACACCCCUGCCGGCCUCCCAUGCUUUUUCCAUCUCUCUUGCACUGCGCUCUCCUCAACAGCGUGCAGAACCGGUUUGCGCGGUAUAGCAACUGUGACUUCAGAAAUUUCCAGCUUGCAGUCUCCACAGGGCAUACGUAUUCCGCAUUACUUAAAUGAGCCGGUUUUUAAACAUUAGUUAGUUUCGAUCCCAAAUGUGGUCAGCGGCUACAUGAAAGAACGCGGUAGGUACUUCAUAUAUGAUUAUUAUUAUGUACCUAAACAACCUAUUAUUAUUGUACUUUAUACAACACCAUAUAUACCCCUAAUCAACCCCAUAUACUCCUAUACAUCACCAUAUACCCCUAUACAACACCAUAUACCCCUAUAUACCCCUACACAACACCAUAUACCCCCAUAUACCCCUAUACAUCACCCUAUACCCCUAUACAACACAGUAUACCCCUAUAUACCCCUAUACAACACCAUAUACCCCCAUAUACCCCUAUACAACACCAUACACCCCCAUACAUAACCAUACACCACCUAUACAUCACCAUACACCCCCAUACAACACAAUAUACCCCCAUAUACCCCUAUACAACACCAUACAGAACCAUACACCCCUACACAUCACCAUACACCCCUACACUUCACCAUACAUCCCUAUACAUCACCAUACACUACUAUACAUCACCAUACACCCCUACACAUAACCAUACACCCCUAUACAUCACCAUACAUCCCUAUACAUCACCAUACACCCCUAUACAUCACCAUACACCCCUAUACAUCACCAUACACCUCCAUACAAAACCAAACACCCAUAUACAUCACCAUACACCCCUAUACAUCUCCAUACACCUCCAUACAUAACUAUACACCCUUAUACAUCACCAUACAUCCCUAUACAUUCCCAUACACUACUAUACAUCACCAUACACCCAUAUACAUCAACAUACACCCCUAUACAUCACCAUAUACCCCUAUACAUCACCAUACACCCCCAUACAUAACCAUGCACCCCUUUACAUCACCAUACAUCCCUAUACAUCACCAUACAUCCCUAUACAUCACCAUACACCUCUAUACAUCACCAUACAUUCCUAUACAUUCCCAUACACUACUAUACAUCACCAUACACCCCUAUACAUCACCAUACAUCCCUAUACAUCACCAUACACCCCCAUAAAAAACCAUACACCCCUAUACAUCACCAUACACCCCUAUACAUCUCCAUACACCUCCAUACAUAACCAUACACCCUUAUACAUCACCAUACAUCCCUAUACAUUCCCAUACACUACUAUACAUCACCAUACACCCCUACCUGCCUGGUGUGUUUUUAUUUCACUGCCACUCCUGUCGCAGAAGUCUGAUAAAAAGAUAAAUCGAUCUGUUGGUUAUAUUUAUCGAGGUUGUAUUCUAUUGAACCAUUUUUUGCAAAACAGAUUAAUAUCGAACGUCUGCAUGGCAAAAAGCGAAACACAGAUCUACUAUGUAGUAUCGCGCCUAAAACACACUAAUAUCUUUUACUGAUUCAGUGCCGGAUCCAGACCUUGCCUAAUUAGAACUGCUAGCCCAGUUAGGACCACUAUUUUUUUAAUAAUUAGCCUGUUAUUUGAAUCUUUAGGCCAAUCCAUCUUAUAAGAUUUAUUGGAACAUCACCCUCUUCGUCAAAUGUGAGGUCUCUGCUCAUUAGCCUUUGUCAGCAGGUAGGUUUGUGCCGCGACUAGUAGACUAUAGAUAGUAUUCUUUCAAUGGCUUGGAAGUGAAGCAGCUAUACAUAUUCAGCGGUCUCACAAGGGAGAGAGCAACACCAACUGAUUUGCACUGGUUCAAUUACUAUUUCUCAGCCAGCAUCCAAAUUAAGUGUACCGCUCAUAGUUCUCCUCUUUACCCCUAAGUAUUUCACUUAUAUUAAGAAUUUGCCUCGUGCCACUCUCCGAUCAACGCGAAAUCACUCAAACAUUUCUUAUCUUUGAACGGAAAAUUCGCGUAGGUGGUUGGUUUUUUUUUCUGUAUGUACACUGCUGGGUUAUUAUUAGGGUAUAGCUAGGGUAAACAGCACAUUUGCUUGAAACUCACUUCGUUUGGCAACCAAGAACAAGCAGACAAACAAACAAAAUAUGAGGCAUUUAUAGGCAAGGCAAACUAUCGCAGAAGUCUAAUUAAAUGCAAGUUACCCCAUAUCUUAUUCCUAUUUCUUCAACCAUUUUCUCUUUAUAUUUUAUAUCUUUGUAGCUGUGUCUCGUGUUUAAAGAUACAUCGACAUUGAUCAGUGACAACUAUGAUCGUCUUGUUGCCAAAUUCCGUUCACUUCUCCUGAGGGCGACACCAGAAAGACCACUUGGUAAGUUUAUUUUAAUAGGGGAGGGGAGGAAGGGUGUUAGUAUAGACUCACAGAAAAAUAACAGUAAAAGUAAUCUUGUAGUUUGAGUGCAGUUAGUGAAUCGCAGAGAAGCUAAUCUCUGUCAAGAACUCACCGAGUAUUUUCUUUUUAGUUUUGUUCCUCGACUCACUGGAUCAACUUUCUGAUCAAGAUGACGGUCGUGCACUCAGGUGGCUACCGACCAGCUUACCAAAAAAUGUGCACAUUGUAGUCAGUACUUUGCCAAUCACAGGAGGCUGCCUUGCUGUUUUGAAAACCAAACUGAAGCCAGACAACAAUGCCGACUUUUAUCUUGAGGUAUGCUUUUAUAUUAAUGGCGGACGCAGAGAAGUGUCUUACUCUGCUGCCGCAUCAAGUAAAAGUUCUUUCAUGAUUUACACUUACUUUUAAGUACAUGUUACAAAAAGAAUUGUCAGUCUACGUACCUUAACAAAUAAUGUAAAUAACCUCGAACCUGGGUACAGGCGUAGACCUUCCAUUACUUUCCGAACCAAGGGCAACUACUUUUGCUUCCCAUCCACGCAGUUGUCUACAAUUACUAAAAAAAAGUCUUGUGUCUAAAUAGGUUUCAUCUCUGGAAUCAAAUGAUGCUGAGAGCAUUCUGGACAUGAGGCUAGAAAACGCCAACAGGUACCGAGAAAUCCUAGCCGGUUACUUACUAUAAUUUAGUACUUUUGGGAUUAAAGCCUAGGAAAUAUGCUGAUAUGCAACUGUUGGCUCGUGACGCUCGCGGUUUAUAGUAUACAUUUUUUUGUUCAGGUUCAUAAAAAAAAUGUCAUGUUAAAUCAUUUCUUUUACUCUGCCUAGAAUAUUUUUUUUCUGGAGGCACUGCUUGAAAUGUUAGCCACUAACAAAGUUCUUACAGCUUGUAGAAGAACAAAUUUUUUUUUAUUUGUACCGCAGUUUACAUUGUCAGAAUUAUCAGUAAAACAACUUACAAUAUUACCUGAUUAUAUAUCUUAAUUUUAAAUUUAUAUGUUUAACUCCAGUCUACAUUUUUCUUUAUAAUUAAAACCAAUCAACCAAGUACAUGCAAUGCCGUUUGUGAUAUACACUCCCUUUCUUUUUUUAAAUUUUUAAUAUCUGACCGUAGGAGACUAACACUGGAGCAAAGGAAACAUGUCUUGGAAACGAGCACCAAGCCUACGGCGCUCUACAUGAAACUGGCUUGUGACACAGCGUUACGGUGGAAAUCGUUCACAGAGGACACACACACAAAAUUAAGGGCCACAGUCUCAGAAUUGAUCAUACAGUUGUUUGAACGGUAAGUGCUUUCUAAAGAAAAAAUAAUAAUCAAGUAAAUAGAGGUCACUUCCCAGUUUUUCAAAUAAUUGAACAUUAGAAAUAAAGCGGGAUUUACACAGUAUCUGAUGUAUCGGGCUCGUCAAUUACAGUUUUCUAUCUGUAGGGGGGCUAGCAAGUUGCAUAAACUAGUGUCCCUAACAGGGUCGUUUACUUUACAUUGCUAAAUUAUGUGAACUAGCAGGACACCCCAAGGUAUUAGAAUAUAGUACUUCUAGGUCUUCUUUUAAAUGUUUGCUUUCAAUGGAAGGGGUAUUAAUAUGAUAAGUACAAUGAAAGCCACACAAAAGGCGUUAUAUCCUACAACCAAACAAGCCUGUUAAAGCACGAAUAUUGCAAGCUAAUAUGAGCACAUUUGAUUGAAAAAGUUGCACUCUAGCUAACCGCAUUGUAUUGUCUUUUCUUCCUGCCAGCUUAAUCACAAAGCAUGGAGAACAGUUUGUCCGUCGAGCCCUUGGCUACAUCACAGCCUCCAAAACAGGACUGACGAAAUCCGAGCUAGAGGACGUGUUAUCAUGCGAUGAUAUCGUACUUGCUGAUGAGGUGUUUAAAUAUCACGUGCCUCCCAUCCGAAGGCUGCCUCCACUACUAUGGACGCGACUCAGGAAUGAUCUAGGUGAGGACAUAAAUGACCACUGUAAAAAAAGGUCUUUUCUUACAAUCAAACUAACUAACAAGCUAAGCAAAAUCAAAGAUACAAAAAAACAAACAAAUAAACAAAAAGCAAUAACAACAACCGAUCAACGGUUCACCUACGUAGUAUGCUAAAUUUGAGUCAUAGGUGCUGAAAACAGAUUUUUGUAGCCAAAUAGCGCUAAUUUUUCUCUCCUACAUUUGGAUUACUAGUAGUGUGUUUAUCGAGCGUGAGUACCAAAAAUUUCAGCACAAAGUAAACGUUCAUGGAUAAAAGGAAAAAAUAGGGUAGUUAUUAAACAAAUGAUAGUAAAAUCUAGGGACGGAUUUUGCAGGUCGGUAGGUCUAAUGUAUCCAGUGUUUUUCGCACGACAAUCUAGACUUCAUCAAAGACUUCCUUCAAAUUUAAGUGGCACAGAUCUUUUGUGUCACUGAACUCGCCUAAAGCCUCCGCCCCUUUUCCUUGCUGAGGUGGGUCAAAUACACCUAUUGUGACCAUCGUAUACUGUAUACAUUUGCAGGUGGAUACUUGGUCAAGGUAGCGGCCGAUGGUCACGUGGUCUACAAGUGGUAUCACCGACUGUUUCUAGAGGCAGCAAAGAAUUACUUUUUGAGUGACAAGCCUUUUACUGACUCGCUUCACACGGAUUUAGCAAAUUACUUUAAUGGAAGGUGAGUUAAUAAAGCUAAAGCAGAAAUUCGCAGAAAUCGCUUGAGAUAAAAACAACAACAACAACAACAACAACAACAAAACAAAACAAAACAAAAAGAAAAAAGACAGGAAAAAAAUGACUUAAACAAAUUGUCCCAGGAUAGAAAUGUUUUUGGAGUACAUGACAUCUCCUCAUGUGUUUUGAAAAGUGACUUGCGUACAACUUUUUGUUUUAAAUUAAAUAAUCAGUAUGUUAUUACUUUGUCUGUGAUGUCAGGACGUUCCCACAAUCUGAACGUAUGUGUGCCAGCGUGGGUCCGAAGACCAUAAACCCGCAUUUGGGUUGAACAGAUUAUAGCGUCAAUCACAAUUCUACACUCGUAAUACAUCUUAAAACCGCUGAAGGAGUGAAUCUGUCAAACUGGAUAUCCAUACACGGUUGUUAGAGAGAAAAACUGGAAAAAAGGUUUGAAGAAGUGAGAACUUACGUCUUUCCGGGCACUUGAGUCGGACUGCGUGGUCGAUUACUAAACAAAACUAACGAACAUGCACCGAAAUCUAUGACACAUAUAUAACUUCAAGAAGGCGGAACACAGGUGCCGCUUAGACGGCCUGAAACAGGCAACAAAAAACGAAUAAUAAAACCAAUUAAAGGAGGUUUAUAUAGUUAAGAUUUUUUCUUAAUGCUUCAAUCUGUUAUUCCUUAUAGAUGGGCGAGAGAAGCAAAACCAUACACAGACAAAAACGGAAAUAUAUGUAGUGCGUUCCGAAUGGUAGCGGAUCAACCGCUGAUUCUGAGUACAGAAGUCAGGCAAAUGGCGAAUACGGAAGAUGGAGAGAGUGGAGCAAGAUACAAUUUGCGCAAAUUAAGCGAGCUACCGUACCACUUAAUACGAUCUGAGAUGUGGAACGAAUUUGUUGAGGUAAGGAUUGAUUGAGAUUGAUGAGUUCUGUGCAAACGUUAGAGUGUUAUGUACCGGAUAUAUCAGUAAUAUGCAAAUAAGCUUUUUUUUAUUUUAAUUCAUUAAAGACAGCUAAAUUAUCAAAGAGAUUUUUUUCUGUGGAAUUCACCUAACAUAUUUUGAUCAAUUAUCAGAAGUAAAAAAUAUGUAUAAUGAUAAGAAAAUAAAGCGGAAAAAUUCUAGAGAGCUAUGUUUAGGGGCGUGUAAUUCAAAACGAUAAAAUUAUCGAUUAACAACUCUCCAAUCGGCGAAAAUUGUCCAGAGGUUUUUCAUGGGCAUGAUGUUUACAAAAAAAGUUUUUUUCUGAGAAUUUUUAACUGUUCAACAUUGGACACCACUGUUUUUUUUCGUGAAUGAAUUUCGAGAUCAAAGGCGGUAAUUUAAAAGCUUUCUUUUCUACAAUAGUUUUCUAUAUUAUUUUCAAAAGAACUACAUAAUUAUAAUACAUUUAUGAAUAUGAUUCCUGGUUUAACGGGAAAAAAAGGAAAGGAUCAUCUCAAAGCGAAAGACAAGAGAAAGUGAAUUGAACAAUACGCCAAAACUUUUUUUUUACUUCAAGAAACAGUUCUCAACAACCCAGGAAUUUUUACUAUUGAUGUCUGAUAAGAGCCAAUUAUUUAUCAUUUUGGGUUGGUUAUUCACGACAAACAAAGUGAAAACGGUGUUUAACAAUACGGCGUUUUUAGCCCUUUUAAAUUGGGUUAACUCUUAGCAUCGCUUUUUGUUUACAGCUUCAAAAAUGCUUACAGCCCAGACAAGAAACCAGUCAUUAAAAUAAACACCUUACAAAGGAGGCUCUCUGAGUUCCUUAAACUUCUGUCAAAGUCAGAAUUUGUUUAAAUAACCGGCUCUUAGUUUAUUCAUUUAUACCACCCACACUGUUAACAAUUUAAAGAAUUUGAAAGUAAAUCUGAAUAUCCCGGAAACUCUUCUUAAACUAUGAGCGUAAGAAAGUUCUCGAUGUCUCCUUAUUAUAAAGCUUUAGUGUACGAUUUUAGGAAUGGACAGCUGUCAGACUCACAAUUCACAAUUCCAGAUUUAAGCAUCGAAAAUAUUAAACACGUAAAUUCGUUUCUCUGUACUCCCGAAUUAACUCCUUAAUCUCUUUUUAAAUAUUGAAUUGGUUGCCUCUUGCCAGAUGAGCCUCCUAACCAUGCUAUAUUUCAUUUAGAUUAAAUUUGAUUUUGAUAUUUGUGGGCAUUAAUAGUGCCUGAAUAAUACUAGCCACUGAAUCUAAAAUAUGCUUGAAAAACAUGAUAUAGUAAUCAACGAUUUCAGUUUUAAAAUGAUUAAAAUGAACAUUUUACAUAUGCGCAUACUCAAUAAUUGACCAACAAAAUAAGGUGCCUUUCCAUACUUUAUUGUCUCUCUUUCCCACCGUCGACCAUACGCUCUUCUCCAAAACUGACAACUUGGUUCAUUUAUUCACGGACUUUUAGUGUACGAUUAAGCUUCUAACUGCCAGAAGGCACAUACAAGAUAUCUUUUGACGAACUCUUCUUGAAAAAACAUCUUUCUUUGGACGUAGACAUGUUCUUCCCCCCAAAAAACAAACAAACAAACAAAACAUUAAUGUAUGACUCAGACAGUUGAUGAGCCAGUGGUCAGGUAUUCCAAUACCACGACACACGUACUUUUGCUGAGGGAUUUAAACUGCUCAAAACGCUCAAAUGUAUUGCUAUAUAUUCAUCGCCAGUUCAUGCCGUCUCUUUAUAAACUAUCGCCCCGUGUAAGGGACCUCGAAUUCCGGAAUCCGGGAGAGUUUUGCUUGUGGAAACCGUAAUCCAAGAAAAUUUGGCGUUUGGAAUCCGGAAUCCUGGGCUUCGGAACUCGGAAUACAGCUUAAGGAAUCCGGAAUUCCACUAAAGAUACGGAAUCCGGGAUACAAUUUCCUCUGACGAAGACUGAAAUCCAGUACCUGAAAUCCGGAAUUCAGGGCACGAAAUCCAGAAUCCAAGACUGUCUUGGCUUUCUUUACGUGGGGCGAAAAUUUUAGCCAAGGUUUAUAUAAUUAUCUUUGUUUUGGCGCGUACACCUUGAUAAGGAAUUUUUAUCUUGUGAAUCCUUUGUACAUAGGCAGCACCAUUUCUUUAAAUGCAUGCCGGUAAUUCCUUUGUCUGUAAAAAUAUACGCAAGGAUUGAAAGCAGAGUUGGAGAGAGCGAGUAAACCAGACCAAAAGUGCCACAUGCUGUAGUGCCUUGGGAAGAUGACAGGAAUGGUGAUAAUAGGUACCCAACAAAGACAGAAUAGCCCUACAAUAAGCGCAACUGUCUUAGCGACCUGCUUCUCUCGUUCGCGCAAUUCACCGGAUAUUUUCAUAUGGCUUUGGUUGUCAUGUAACUGGCGAAUUUUAGACGACUUAAACCUGACUGUUGUGAAAGUUACAACCCCACUGAUGACGAUAGCGAGAAGGCAGGUUAUGGCUCCAAUUGUUCUAAUAUAAAGGGAAAACAAUCGCUCAAAGCGAGAAUAUAAUUCCAGAGCGGAAAAAACCAGAGAUGUCAUCCAUAUGAGGCCCAAGAAGGCUUUCAACUUUGAAGUACUCAUUCUCAGUUUGUGGGUAAUAGGGCUGCAUGUCGCCCAGCAACGAUCCAUGCUCAUUGCAGCCAAGAUUAGGACCGAAGCAGUGAUAGAACAACGUAAAAUGACCAUGGAAGUAACUCCUACAGUACUCACUGAACAGACUGGCGCCACAUCUUGGGAGAGCACCGAGAUCAUCAAUGGAAUUGAUAUUGCAGUUACUAGGAGAUCAGCCAGGGCCAGGUUUGCGAUAAGAACUCCACAAAUCGUUUGCAAGUUCGCAGCUCUUUUGAUAACUAGAAUCGUGAUCGCAUUGCCUAAAGAUCCCACAAAUGCUAUGAGACUGCAGAGAACUAUCGCAGCAGUUAUAUCGAUUGCUUUCGGUGAAAAAUCCUGGCAAUACAAAACGGCAGAUGUUUUGUUGGGAAUUGUCAUUUCAAACUUUUAAGAAUCACUUGUGUUUUUAGGAAAACGAACUCCGUUAAGCACGUUUUUUUGUUUUUCAAGAAAAUAAAUAAUAAAAGAGAAAAUUAGAUGUUAAGGUUUUCUUAAACUUGGGGCUUAAUGCACCUUGCAGUGUCGAGUCCUUGACGAGCACUACGCUAGUAAUUUGUCAGUCUUCCUGUUUUCGCUUUAAAACGGCGACAUUUUUUUAAAACCAGCGGGAGAAUUAUUAACACUUUCGGCUUGCCUCAAAACAAGUCACUCGGAUUAAAGAGUCAAGGUUAAAUAAGUUGUUGCUGAAAAUAAAUUCAGUGUUGUGCUUAUUGGUCUAUGAAACCUUUUCACUCACGUGGCUAGCAUCUAUGCAACUUCUAAUUCAGUUUAGUGGAGCAAAAGACAAGGCUUACAUAAGAGGAGAAUUCAACUCCGACAGGAUUAGUUUGGAACACCAAGACGGCCACCGUUUCAUUGUCUUGAAAGACCAAUAUGGCCCCUGGGACAUGAAAACGCGAGUGUAUGAUAUAUCCAUUCCUUAAUUAAAUAAAUAUAUGAAAAAAUAUUAGGCAGUUUGAUAAAAUUUCGCUAGUGUAGAAAAUUAUCUAACAAGAAUUUGAGCUGAAAAGAAAGUAGAAAAGAAAACGGAAAAGGAGAAAGAAGGAAAAAACAAACCAUGCAUACACGUCUACACUAAUGAAAGCCGAUUUUCUUCGCCCGAGGAGUUUCUUGCUCAUAAGCAAAACAUAUUAAGGGCAGAUAAUGUUGCUAGCUGAUGACUUAGAUCUCUUUCUAUAGAUUGUGUGCCAGAUUCCAUUCCUUAUCGCCAAGUGUAAAACUGGGAAAGCAUUUGAACUAACUUUGGAACUAUCUGAGGUAAGUAAUCAGGGCUCCAAAUCAAACCACUAUUGGAGACGAGCUAGGUUGCGCGUGGGCUUAGGGUGAAUGUCUUUGUUGAACUCAGGCGAUAUAACUGCGAUGUCCUCUUGUGGGAGGGGGUGGGGACGAAAAGAAAAGGGAAGAAAGAGAAGAGGGACCGAACCCGUUUUCGCUGCCCCAAAAAAAUACCAGUACCAUUUGAAGAAAAUUUUUCACCGACAUUUCCGUACAAAUGGUAAGCGCUCCAUUUAUACGUCAUAGAAACAAGUUAAUUAUAUUACAAUAUAAGUGAAAGCCCACAAACAGGUGGAUGGCACGGGAAAGAUCCAUUCGGAGCUUUACAGUUACGUGACUAAAAUCAUAUUUUAUUGUUGUUCAAAACAAUAAGGCUUCCUUAAAGUGCAGUAAAGACAAAGCAGACUUCAUUGAGGAUGUGUACAGCUGUAUUCGAGCCAACGCCCAUCAGUUAACCCAGUUUCCAGAGUUAGUGCCUCAACUUUGCCUGAAUGAACCGGAUAAAUCAUACUCGAACACUUUAGCACAAGUAAGUCAGUGUAAAAACAUGGCUGUUGAAGGAUAAAAAAAAACCCCAUUGCUGUAGAAAUUGAAAACCCAUCGAUGCGAGAUAAUUUGGUUAUGACAUCAGCGUACGCUUGCCUGCCCGUCCGUACAGACACUGGAGGUAGAGGAGGGGAGAUACCAGUUCAGAUGCAACCAGCAGAUUUAAUCUCCUAAAAAUCAGGCAUUUACUUUUGAAAAUGUAUGUUAGGCAGCAUAGGAAACGUUAAGUGUAUCGUAAAUUGCAUUUUUCUUCUUGUAACCAGAUGUCAAAAUAUUGAGACUCUCCGAUGAAAACUUGGCUUAUUCUACUUAUAAUAAACUCGCCGCCAGUCACACAUCUGUGAAAUACAUGUAUGACACCCACCCCUCCCUCCAUUGAAGGUUGUUAUUCUGAGUUUUGAGCAUCGUAGUGUACAAGGGGAGGUGAGGGAUAACAAACACAAUACCACUGAGAGGCCAUUAAAGCCCUAUUGAGGUACAUUGUCUCAAGUAUAUUUGAAAUUGGUGGUAACAGUUAAGUGACAAUGAGGUCAUUUUUUCUGUUUUUUUUUUUUUUUUUCAAAAAGGAAUAUCUGAAGACUAUCAACAAUUUAGGGGGUAAGAAAAACUACUUUUUAACCGAGAGUGAGGUCAUGAAAGGGAAAUCUCAGCCUCAGGCCAUUAUUAAUUGCUCCCGCUAUCGCUCGGUAAAUACAUCAAGAGCGAGGUCCAAANGUUGAUUCCAUUUUUCUCUGUUUUAAAGUUAUCACACAUUACUACAAUUAAAGAAAAAGACUACUUUUGAUUGACCAUAAUUAAGGGCACAUAAUUAGUUCUGAUCAAUUGUUUUCUAGGUAAAAAGAUCGCUCUUUGGCAAGACUUGACAAAGCUCAACGCCCAGAAAACCAACGUAGCUGCAUUUAAACAUCCAGCACCUGUAAGAAAAUGCGUUUUCUCCAAAGGAUGCAAGUACCUGGCUACAUAUGAUGCAGAUGGCGUGCUGCGCGUCUUUAUGGUAAGACUGAAAAUGACUCAUGAAGUUACCAAUCUUAGUAUUGUAACUAUGUUGUAGAUACUUGUUUGGAUUCUUUAACAAGUCUUGAAGCGUAUCAAAGCUGAUACAAUAUUUUGUAAACCUGCACAUUCAGUUUCAAAUGAAGAAAUUAAAAAUGAACUUAAUUCAAGGAUCACUGAAGUGUGGGCUUGGUGGCAUGGACAAAGUAAUAAGUAAACAACGGAAAUAAAUUAAUAGAACUUAAACAAAAGAUAAUAAAAGAAAAAAAAAAGAAAACAACCUGAAGGCGGGAAAAAAUAAAAUAGUAAAAAAAAUAAAAGUAAGUAAAAAAGGGAAAUCAACUAUGAGUUGAUACUUUUAUAUUUUCUCCCGAAAAGAUUUUGUCUUGAGACGUCACGAAAAUUCAGCUUAGGUGCUUACCAUAAUUAGCAUAAAAUCGUGCUCCCUAACACCGUAAACCACCCGGUUGGAAUCUUGUUCAUAAAAAUAAAACUAUAAAGUUUGAAGGGGUGGUCCUCUAAGAAGUAUAUCUGAAAAAUUGAUUCCCCUCAAAUAACAUUCCAUAUUUUCAAAAGCGCGAACCGUUUGAUUUUCUAUAAACGGAAUUUCCGUUUUUCCCGUGAAAAUUAUAGGUAGCCUAUGCUCGCCUAUUGCAAGGGACUUUUAAGUGCAUGCUUCAUGUACGUUCCAAAGAUCUUCCCUUCCUUACAAUGCAGUUGCAAGACCAUUUCGAACGAUAAAUGUUCUUUUUUAUUUGUUUUGUUUGUUUUGGUUUUGUGUGUGUGUUUUUUUAAUUUACGUUUUGUUUUAUGUUUUUUUUCUUAGGUCGCCAGUGGUUACACCGUUAUGUCAAAGCAAUGUGAAUGUAAAGUGAUAGCGUUUCCCCCCACUAUUGACCAAUGCCACUGGAUUGCAGUCGCCGGCACAAACUCUAUCGUUCGUUAUGGCCUUGGUUCUGGUGGAAAGUACGAAGGUUGGUAUAUUAUUCGAUGUGGUUAUAAUCCCAUUCGAAAUCGGUCAUUGACACGGACGAAAACUCCAUUACAUGUUGUAUGGCACACAACCCCUUUGGGUUUUAAAAUGGAAAAAACAAAAGUACCAUUUUAAAACGAUCUAAGUUAUUCAUUCUUUAAAACGACUUCGUUGUUGGCUGUCCAACAAGUGGCCAAUAUACUGGCUAUCCAUCGAGACACACUUUCGGAUUAUAUGACCGACCAACUUCCAAAAAGACCUUGGUGGGAUAAAAUGCAGUUAAAGAAUACAGUUUUAUAAAAUUUACCAUGCGUAAAGUUUUACUGAUUACUUAAAUUUCGUAGUUGAAGAACUCUUUGUGGAUUAUAUUUCUUUGAGCGUUCCCCACGGUUAAUUAAUCGCAUAAUUUGCAUGGCAUUUUACAGGGACUAUCUUGCAAGAAAUAAAAGUUGACUGCGAUAUCGACGACAGAGCAAGCAUUGUCAUCAUCAAGAAAGGAAAAGCUUGGGAGGUAACUAGAACCACUGGAAACAGUCUACGAUUCUCUUCUCUCCCUUUAACGUGAUCCCAUAGUGCGAGCUUCCCUAUCUCCCAAGUAAAUACGCCCUGGCAUAAUUUUAAGCAAUUACUAUAUAUUUUCUUUGUCUCGUGGCAUUCAUAGAGACCGUUGUUAAGUUAGUUUUACGUAGCCUAACAGAGUUUUUUUAAAGAAGGAAUUAGAUAUAAUUACAUAAGAAACCUUUGGCAACGACAGCAGCGAAGACAAGGAGACCGUCACUAGAAAAAAAAAACAAAAAACAACAACAACAACAACAACAACAAAAACAGCCACAGCAAGUCAGAACAAACAAACAAAAAUCAUGAUGAGGGACAAAAUGAACAGAAAUUUAUCGAACAAAGAACAGUUUAGAGCGUGCAUCACACUUCUUUGAUUUGGUUCAUUUCGUUGCCACCACUGUAUGACCAGGAAAGUUGAACAUAACUAGAUGUUACCUUUUCGGUACGUUGAAACAAUCCUUACGAAGUUUAAUAAAAGGAACUAACACGUUUUCAUUUUCAAGUGACAUUAUUUGCUGUCGCCGCCAUCGCAGCUGUCAUAGUUCCUUGAAAUAUUCACUUAUCAUGCUAAAAUCUUUUCAGAUUUUCCUGGCGACGUCACAUGGUAAAUUACGCUCUUACAGUACCUCACCCUCUUCUCGCGGCCAACCUGUCUACAAAGAAGAACUUCCAGUAAGCAAGUUAGCCUAUUAAUUAAACCAUUUCAAGGCUGUUGUGGUUUUUUUGGGUGGAAAAUGAUGUUGAUUUGGGAAGGAAAUAAUUUGGAGUAGGAACGGUUUACACAUAAACCAGUCAUAUAGUUCGCUAAUGGGCUCAGGUGCAGUUUGUUGUGGCGGUAGAUUUUCUGGUAUUUGUUUACUAAUUAUUGAGUUGAUUAAUUGUAAUUUUUAACAAAAUCCAAAUCCAACAUUUUCCAAUUUAAUUUUCCAAAAUUUAAAACAUCCUCUCCAUAAUUUUUAUUCAUUAAUUACAUUCGUAAUAAUAAUUCUCCAAAAAAUUAAUAAUUCAUUUCCAAAAACGAUUCAACCAUGUAAGGACUGCAACUUAAUUGAGUCAUUUUUUGAUUGAAUGAAAUUUGGCUACAUAUUUUAGUAAAUUAAUUAGGGCGGACACAAACGAUACACAAUGCUUUCAACGACGUGAGACUACCCCCUAAACAUAAUGGUGUGAAUCUGCCAGCAAACUCGUUUUGACUCCUUUCCUUCCUUUGCCGCUGACUGAACAAGGCAAGCAAACAAAUUCUUCUCUAAAAUUUACGGAUCAUUAUGGUAUGAUCGUUAUUUACUUUGUAUAUGAACGCUAAAACUUUAAUUCCUUUAAAUAUUUAUGUUUUUUUUUUCAUAUAGAGAAGACCCAAGGUUCUCACUUUUUCUCCAGAUGGGAAUUUACUCGCUUUCGGUUCAGACAAGCUGUACUUGUGGAACGUUAAAACUCAAAAGGUUUGCAAAGACUUUUUCAUCUUAUUUAUUUAUCCCGUGUUCAAUAUUAUCACUCUCGGGAACAGAAUUGAUGACAUAUUUCUUAUACUUGAAAGGCUGGCUGUCACAUGGGUGUCUCCACUGACCCGCGUUUAUUUACUUAUCUAUUUAUUUAUAGCUUCAGACGCUAACUUUAGUUCAUUAACUUCAAGGUCCGUUUCAAACGUCGUGUUACUGCCGUGCAGAACUAAAUUGAUCGAAUUAAAUUCGACUUUAGCACGGCAGUAGCGCGACGUUUGAAACCAAGUCGAGCUACUGCCGUGUAGCACGGCAAGCUUUGCUGUGCUGCGCGGCAGUAGCUCGACUUGGUUUCAAACGUCGCGCUGCUACCGUGCCGAACUCAAUUCAUACAUUAUAAAUACGUAAGAAUACAUUUAAAAGUUUGCUAAACCGUUUAUUUAUUUUUGUGUUUUGUUUUCGGCAACAGUCGUUCUAUUCGAUUGAAUUAAAUUUGACGUCUGAAGCCAAGUCGUGAUAGUGUCGUGCUUCAGUCGAGCUACGGAGCCAGCUUAGCACGGUAGUAGCACGACGUUUGAAACAGGCGAAGUAAUGAAUAGUAAUAAUGACAGUAUAGCCCUCUCAAAAUAAAAGGAAAAAAUGGACAAAAUUUGUAAUGCGAUCUCUUCGUGUAUUUCAACAUAAAAGUCAAUUUGUUCUGAUCAUCAUAUCGUCCUAUAUUUAACAAUUGUUCUACGAGUGCGCGUUGGAUAUGAGAUUGUAGAGAGCCAGCGAGGUGCGUAGCACCGAGUUGACUAUAAUCAUCUUAUAUCCAACAAGCUAGCACGAGUGGAAUAAUUGUUUUAUUAAAGAUGCCCACAAAAUAUCGAGAAUUCUUCCCGACAUUAUUUGUAAAAACAACGCGAUCAUCAGCUUGUUUUUAAUUUUUAGCAGACGCAUACAGUUACAUAUGUGGUGAGCAUGGCAUAAUGGCUCAUAUACCAUGAUAGCUAAGCUAAUCAGAGCUCAAUCAAUCGCAUAAUCCAAUAAUUCAUAAUGGUAAUUGAACUGAGUGGAGUGCAAUUUGGUGUGAAAUCAUACGCGUGAUUUCAAAAUCGAACGAGCGUGCAGCGCGAGUUCGAUUUGAAAUCACAAGUAUGAUUUCAGACCAAAAUUGCACGACACGAAGUUCAAUUAUCACCUUAUUACAUCCAUUUUGAAAUAACAGAAUUUAGUCAGUACUAAUAUUUUAUUGAUCGAGUAGCCGGUUCGUUAAAAAGCCGGAACAAAAAAGCUUUUACAUCUCAUUUUGUUUUCUAAACAGAAAUGAUGCGAUAUAUAUAGAACAAAAAUGGUGCGAUUCAAAACAGAAAUGAUGCGAUUUAGAACAUGAAUGACGCAAUUUGGAACAGAUGCUAUUUAGAGCAAAAAAUGAUGCGAUUUAGGAAUAAAUCACACUGCUGAAAGCCAAUCAGAUUGCACGGAUAGCCAGUGAUUUCAAAGUGGAUGUAAUAAAGUUUUUAAUAUUCCUGAUAUUGUUAGUGGUAAAUGGUUUUACGGCCUUUAGUAACCCCUCCUCUUUUUGUCUUAAGGAUGUCAAAGUGCUAGAAACCGACAAGAAGGUAGCUCCAAAGAUGGAUGGUGCGACCUUGAGCUUUUCAAGAACUGGGGCUAAAUUAGGAGCUGUUCUGACAAGUGGAACGUACAUUUGGAACUCACAGUCAGGUACUUCUUUUACUUCAGCGUUUUCUCGUUGCUAGGCCAACACCUCGUUUAACUCACGUUGUUUAUUCAUGAUUAUUAUUAUUUUCAUUGAUGAUGAUGAUGAUGAUGAUUAAUAUUGAUGUUCAUAUUUUUUUGAUUAACUUGAAAAUAUGUAAUCUUCAACGUUUUUUUUUAAAGGAAAACUCCUAAAGACACUUGCAAUGACUACGCUAGGUGUGGAGUUUGUUGUGUUUUCCCCAGAACUUGAUUACAUAGCAUCACCUGACCUCAAAGACAAAGAGGAUGUCAAGGUAUCAUCGCGAUGCGUCCUGAUUUUAUUCUUUACAGGCUGAGAAUAUAAAAUUACUGUUUUCGUAUCAUAAAAUUUGUAGAACUAGAAUAUUAAUAUAUCAGUUUGAGAGCACUGGCUUGUGACGAGAUAUUCCUUGGCGGAAGCAAAUCUGUUUGGCGUUGCAAAUAAUUUAUCAUCGACGCACCGACAAAUUCUCCAAAAUACCGUACUGAGUACGGUAUUUUGCGAAACGUGUUCCAGGGGCGGAUCCAGGUUUUUUUUAAGGAGGGGGUGCACUCGUCUCUUGCUCUACUUCAACACCAAUAAACCACAUAGUUUUCUUUUUGCAGAAUACCCGCUGUAUUAGAAAACCGCAGGUCAUCUCAGGGGAGGGGGGGGGGGAACGCACCCCCUGCACCCUCCCCCUAGAUCCACCCCUGAGUUCAAUAAUUGUUUUAUCAUUCAUUCGUUAUCUUGGGUGCUUUACGUUGAAGUUAAUAUUACCUAGGAAAUGCGAAACCUUCACUGUACCCUAAAGGCAGAAAGGCAGACUUGAUUUACAGCAAAAGAACUCUUGUCUCGAUUGCGCAGAAAGACCAUUGCACGAUGAAGACAGUUUUCUGCAGUGAUUUUAUGAUCUCUUAAUUAUUUUAACAAUUGGUGUGAUAUUAUCCAAAAUAUUUUCUUUGUUCUUUUGGCUUCUUUGUAAGAAGGUAGCUUUUCAAAUUUGGCGCUUUGGACCUUAAAAAGGUCCCAGCUGUGUCGCCGCAUUCUGGGUGAUGAAUCAAACCUGUUUUCAAGAAGAUUUCUUAUAAAGUUCCUCUAAGAUAUAAAAUGGAGCAAAACGUAGAACGAACAGAACAAAAUGCAUUGGCAGACACGGCUUUUUAGUGCCAAUUAACCCUCGGACGCACAAGGGGGUGGAUGCCCCCGCUCCCUCUCUCCGAACUUUUUCUGAGUUUUUUCCUGGACGAUCAAACAUUAGCACCUGACUUUCUCAAUAGCUGUUCACUUAUCCCUCUCGCGAAUUUUGAGACAAGUUUAGUGAUGAUUAUGAGAUAUGACGUCAUAAGUAGCAGGUGGUCGAGCCAUUUUUGAGUAAAAAUGCAUGUUUUUCAACUUCUUUCAACGAUAAAAGUAAAACUUGUGGCUAAAAUGAAGCAAGGUACUUAUUAACGUGUUAUUUUACAUGUCUAGGACAGAAAAUUACCACUUCUAUCAGUUUUUACGUGAUUUCUUAUUUGUAGUAAAAUCCAGCGUGGCGGCCGAAAUGCCGACCAUGUUUGGUGACGUCACAGGUCUCCAGCAGCGCCACCACUCAUAAAAUAUACCUCAUCUUGUAGAGAAGAUCAAAGGCUUUCCACUAAAGGUUAAAUCUUUUCGGAAUAUUGCAACAUAUAAAAAACUCUAGGGAGGGGUUUCAUUAACUCCCCCCUCCACACACACACACACGUGGUGGGGGGUAUGACUUUGCGUGUACGUCCGAGGAUUAAAGUUUGAUAUGUUAUUGAUUACUUUUUCAAGGUAUUCUGCAUGGCACCAAAGCCGUAUGAUAAACACCCUGAAUGGGAAACCCUAACAGCUCAUUCAGCUGCAGUUCGACAUUGUUGUAUUGGUAGCAGGGAAAGUGGUCAUCCUUUGAUUGCCACUGCAUCCGAUGACAGCUCCGUUCAACUAUGGGAUACCAGAAACAUGCCAUCACCCAAAGUCGUCAAAUUGCCGGUAAGUAAGGUCAAUAACAAUAGUGUAAGGAGUGUCUUUUUGAAACAGCAAUAUCUUCUUCAAGAUCGUCGUCCUCCGAUUUAAAAACUGUCCAUGUGUGGCUUACGCCCCUUUUCCUUUCAGAAGAUUUUUGUUGCUUCCUUACGUACACAUCCCAGUUCCUAACCGAACAACUUAGUUCUACGCUAGGUAAUUCUUUAUAUUUCCUGUGCGGUAGCUGUCUAUUUUGAGCAGUAUUGUUGCUAUUACGAAUAAUGCACAUGCAUGAAGAAAGGAUUUCUUUUUCAAUUUGAUUAUCCCAGUAUCAAUUAUAUAAUAAAAUAUAACGUUCCAGUACCUCUAAUGCAUUGCAAGUUGAUUAAGACACCAGCUUAAAAUGUUUUACCUCGAUCAUAUCAAGGGAUAAUUGUUUAUUGUUUUGUUUGGCAAAAAUUAUACAAAUCAAAUAAAAAUCUAAUUACCUUAACUCUCAUGGCGAGGAAGCCCAAGAGAAGCCACUGGGCUUAUAAGGAAUGGGUUCCCUCAGUAAUAAUAGUUUAAGGGUAUCUUCCCGUCAUCACUGAUAUGGGUAUAACAAAGGUACAGUAAAAGAAGUAUAGAGUAGCAUCUCUGGGGCAGUUUUUUCCAGUUAGAGGUGCAAAUCCAUUUUUCGAAUUGAUCUUAACAAAUGUCUGGUCCGUACCCCCAUUUCAGGUUAUUCCUUCACUUAGGAUCACGAUUAUGUUACACUGCUUCUCUACUUUCUUGUGGGUUCGCAGCCUUGCUUUUACCCUAAUUACUCCUUCAGACAUGAGUGUCAGUUUGCUUUUAAUUGCCCAGGAUCACGACGGUACAGUUCUAGCUUGUUCAUUCUCUAGCGAUGAUAAGUUAGCUGUGAGUUGCUCUGCGACUGAGACAUGGGUUUGGCAAGCCUUCUCACCUGUGCACAGACUACACCAACUCCAUCCAGCCUCGGGUGCCGGAGGUAGGACACUUAGACCCGGUAGAAAAUGACCAAAUGUUGUUUCACUGUUAACUAUUAACUUAUCAGUUCAAUUUAUCCAUUGCUCCUGUGUGAGUAAAAUAAAACCAAAAAAAAGUAGCCACUCUGGUCGAUUUUAUAUGGGAAAACCGACAAAAGAUGGACAGCUAACAUUAGAUAUAUUAAUCCUGCUAUAUCACAAUCUAGAGUGAGAUUCGAACAGACCUACGCGGAGGAAAGCAUUGAUUGAUUUUUACUUCUGAUUAAAAAAAAUAAAAAUUUGGUGCAAAGUUUUAAAAUCAGAAAAUGCAUUCUUAUUGCAAUUAUGACUUUCCCUGUUUUCGAUAAAGAAAGUUGUAUUUAUUAAUAAUUUGAAAAUGGAAUAAACGCAAGCCUUCUCCAAAUUAACUUGAGACAUGGUUAUCCAGAAGGAGAAAGUCCUCAAGCAUGCAGCAGGCUCCAUGUCAAGGUUCCGUCCUUUGUCUGACAGAAUAUAAUUGUUGUCUCACAAGGGAUACUUUUCUCAAAACCUAUACGAAUAAAUUAUUUGUUUCGUUCCUCAGAAAGCGGCUCUUAUCCUUGUUUCUCUGAAGAAAGUGACUUUGUAGCAGUGUUUGUGAAGACCGGUGUGGACGUUUGGCAUCUUAAGUCUGGAGUGGAUCGUCAUGGAUCUGAUGCAACCCUAAUUAUGGGAGCUCACAGGUAAAUAUUGUGAUCCAAUAAUAUCCAAUAAAGGACUUUGUAACUUUAAAUUAUUGUUAUGAUUAUCGUCAUCAUCACUAUCUUCAUCAUCAUCAUUAUUAUAAUAAUAAUUAUUAUUAUCAUUAUCAUAAAUUAUCAUUGUAAUUAACAUUUAAUUAUCAUUAUUCUCACAACUUGUUCAUACGAAAUAAUAGAGGUCACAGAGUGCAUUCGUUUCUUUCGUAUUUCCCACAAAACACCUUGUUUAGCACCUAAAAUAUCAAGCAAUGUCUUAAGCAACGUAGAAACAAAAUCAAAGGGGUGAACAAGCUGUAUUAUGGAAAGUCCUCGAGUGGAGAAUUAUUGAUUAAUAAUUGAGUUGUACUAAAAACUUAAUUUCUUGACAGAACUCUUACCUUCCUUUCCGUUCGCCACCUCUUCACCAAAUUCACAUCUGAUGGUCUCUAUUGCUGUUUGCUGACCGAAAGUGAACCUGGUACAGUCCGUUUGUACCUGGCAGUGAAUAAGUUCGCCCUAGAUGAGUGGGCGAAACACGAGCUAAAGGCCCCUCCACCAAGCGAUUUGAAUGAUCGUGAGGCUUUUGAGCAGAGAUUUUCAGUGGACGAAGGAAGAAAGGUAUAGUAUAGUUAUUUCUUUAAUUUGUUAUUUAAAAGAAAAGAAACUACGCACUACUCACCACGCAGAUAGAUACCUAACCAACAGCAGUGUGCACUACACCUGAAAGAACAGCACCUACUGUAAAUCUGAAAACUUCUCGAUAAUCACCUAACCCUUAGCUUUUCUUUGUACUCUGUAGUACCUAGGUGAUGAACUGCGCGUAGUACACCAAUCAGCUCUUUUUUUUAUAGCAUAAAAGGCUUCUAUACCAAUCCUAUUAAAGAGUAUAAAGGCAAGAAGGGAAAAGAGGACUAUAUGGCCAAAGUUCUCGGAACGAGGUCACUUCUCAGUUCAUAAUCCAUUAUUAUUUGACUGGUAAGGCGUGGCGAAGAGUAGAAAUGUCAAAUACUUAUUUAUUACCUUUAAGACGUGAGUAGGAACUUAAAUCCAAACAUAAGGGCCCCCCAAAAGCUCGCAGAAACACUAAUUAUUAGGGCUAAAAAUAUUUUUAUUUAUUCAGGUUUUUGGAGGUCAGUUAAAGUUAGGGUUUAUGGAAGCUUCGUGUAGUUUUUUUAAACAGAAUCCUAAUACAAGGCGCUGUUGAAAAUUGAGCAUAGCUAGCUAUCGAAAUAAAAGAUUUUAUGACCGAAAUGAGUUUUUUUCUUGUUCAGGUUACCGAGGCAGCCAUAUCAAAAACUUGCGGUAGAUUGGCGGUCAUAAGUGUACCACAGCAAAGCAUUGCUCAGGAAACUCUGAAAGGACCAGUGGAGAUACACGUAUGGGACAUGCACUCCAACACAAACUGGAAAGUGUUGUUAUCUUCACAACCAUCCAUCAGCAGACAACUCAUAGUUGGCUGUGAUUACCUUGUUUCAUUUGUCCAAACACGAAAAAACGUUUCUGACACUGACAACCUGACAAACGUUUUGCAGAGACGGAGCGCAAGAGGCCCUUAUUCGCGGCCUGACGAAGCUGUGUUUCAAAUUAUUGAUAAACGUGGAUCGACGCUUAAAUCUUUUCAAAUCCCAGGAAAGUUUUCUGGUCUGAGUGUUAAUGUUGCUGAAUCCACGCUUAAACGAAUCUCUGAAGAACUUGUUGCAUAUGAACUCCACGAGGGAGUGGUCACAGCCCAGAAUGUCAAAACUAACAUAGGGUUAAGCACGUUUACUGUCAAUAAUACCGAAAUUACAGCGGUAAAUUUCUCUUCGAAUGGCAAAUCAGCUGUUGUUGGUUGUGCUAACGGGAAUCUGCAUAUAAUUCAAAUGAUAUGA
Porites evermanni is the source of this 28629-nucleotide messenger RNA. Lineage: Eukaryota; Metazoa; Cnidaria; Anthozoa; Scleractinia; Poritidae. The record is from the annotation of a GenBank genome assembly.